UAACGUUGUAGACAACACUCACAUAUCAUACAAACUCUGGAAAAUACAACUUUUGUUCACUAUUUGUUUUGUGCACUACUUUUGUAGCAAAGUUUUUGUGAGAGAUGUCUAUUAAUCACGCAUUCAUUGAGAUUUCAGAUUUGGUUGAUGUGUUGACUUCAAUGCAACGCUCAGAGCCUAUGGACAAGUCCCAGCAAGUGACCCAAAUGGUACCGGUGCCCACCAGUGAACAUGUGGCACAGAUAGUGGGGAAGUGCGGCUCAAAAAUAAAGUUUUUGCGGACAGAGACGGGCACUUGUAUUAAGACCCCAUACAGAGGCGAUGAGCCCGUGUUUGUGGUGACCGGACAUCCCGACAACGUGCGGAUGGCUGUGGCGGCCAUCGAGAAGGCCUCCAAUCACUUCACGCGACUCAUGGAGAGCCGGUCCAACACCUGCGCCGUCGGCGAAGUGACUGUUUUGGUGGAAGUGCCGCAACAGUACGUGGGAGUGGUUGUCGGCCGCAACGGAUCCGUUAUCAUAAAAAUCAAAGAGCAGACCAACACUCGCAUCAAUACACCCAAAGGCGACGCCGCGAACCCUUCCUUUGAAGUCACCGGCACUCGAGUGAACGUUGAGGCGGCCAAGGAGGCCAUACUCGAUAAGGUCUAUCAGGCCUUUCAGUUGAGGAGUUCAUCAAAGUUUGACCCAAACCUCAAUCAAAGCAAAUUCCUGACCAAAAUCAUUCAAAUGGAGUCGCCUUCGAGUCAAUCGCUACCAUCUCUGCCAUCGCCGCCAUCACCCACUCAUUCAGUGGACAUUCACUCAUUCAAAUGGAUGUCUCCGAUGUCUACACUUCCUAUGACUCCAUCCAUGUUUGAGCCCAUCUUUAAUUAUGAUUAUGUAAAUGCAGACAAAAAUGAGAUGUUUUGUUAGUUUAUAUGUUAUACUUUGCAUCUACACAUUUUAUCUUAUAUUAUCACUCAAAUGAUUUUAAAUUUUACCCAAUUAUUAGUGACAAAUGAUUUUCACCCUUAAAUCG
Messenger RNA from Oppiella nova, 1020 nucleotides. Lineage: Eukaryota; Metazoa; Arthropoda; Arachnida; Sarcoptiformes; Oppiidae. The record is from the annotation of a GenBank genome assembly.